AUGCCACUAAAAUCACUGCCCCGGCUUUCCUCAAGUCCUCUGUGCCAGAGCCCAAAGUUGUCAAUUCUGUCUGCAAGCAUACCUCUCAGGGCUGUGCAGAAAAUUUUAUCAAUCGACCCGGCGUACUACACAGACCACGUGCGGUACCACGCCGCGCUCGACCCCGCGAGCGAGCAGACGCGCGACCUGCGCGAGCUGUACACCGCCUUUGGCAAGUUGACACACGAGGCAGUUCUCCCCCGGCAAACCAAGGUCCGCUACUACGAGGAGCUGAUCCGGACCUUUGUGCGGCUCGAUUUUGGUGUCUACGCAAGCACGCAACCGCGUUUGGCCCAAAUCAAUGGCAAGCUCGGGCCCAGCACUCUCAAAGAGGUCCUGCUGGCCAAUCCGGGCCGCAGGUGGUCCAGCUACGAGCUCUUCGAACAGCACUCCACCUCCGACCGCGAUGUGAAGCAUAUUGUGCUGCAACGCCUUGUGGACGGCGAAAAAGCCGACACAGAGCCCGAAGACAUCAAGAUCUCCUUUUUCAAGGCGCGCAACAUCCUGAAGCUGGCGGCCGAUAGUUUCGCCGAUUUGGGGCAGGAUUCCCAGAAGAGGCUGGUCACCGACUUCUUCGCUCUGGAGCUGGACUCGUAUAUCGCUGUCCUGCCCCUGGACGUCGAUGUCAGAAAACAGCUGCUGGAGCUGCCAGAUCUCACGCCCAAACAGCGUCUCAGUCUGCUGACGCUGGAUCUGCCGGAUCCGGUGCUCAUCGAGAACCUCGUGCCGAUUGCUCGCGCAGGAAAGCUUGAAACAUCGGAAAACGAGAAACUGAUGCACGAACAGCUCGGCUUCCUGCCGGCUCUGGACCCUGAAAAAACUGCCUGGAAAUUAAUUCAGGUUCUCGAGCCUCUGCCUCAGGCCGCGGCUGCCAUCGCAAAAGCGCGCGGAUUUUUCCUGGAGAAACCGCAGGCCGUGCCGCCGGACUCGCUGGCCGCCAGUCUAGACGAGCUCAACUUUCUCAUCGGCGCACACGAGACCGUGCGCACGGGAGCUACGCCUGUUCUUGUCGAGACGACCAGUCCGCAGAUUGCGUGCGCAAAAAUCCUGCUGCACGCGUGGAACGGCUGCCAAGACGAGGCGCUGGACGAGUACAAUGCAGCAAUCACCAAGUGGGGCGCAGAAACAGACACCAGCAGCCAGCUGGUGUACUGUCUCGUUCUUGCUACGUUGCUACAGCACGACGUGCAACUGGCGCAGUACAUCCGCAAAAGAGCGGUCGACGCGGGUCUCGUGAGCAAGAGCGCCGACCGACGCGUCGCCGACACGAUGAAGACCUACGGCGACCUCGUCGAGGAGAAGAGAGACGCGCGCCAGGGCCUCCAAAACGAAGUGCUAUCCACCCUCGUGCAUUUGGCAGAAACUGUGGAGACCGCCUAG
Ogataea haglerorum is the source of this 1419-nucleotide messenger RNA. RefSeq lists its product as uncharacterized. The transcript is spliced from 2 exons. The record is from RefSeq and is a predicted model, not a curated record. Lineage: Eukaryota; Fungi; Ascomycota; Pichiomycetes; Pichiales; Pichiaceae. Bases 1 to 1419 code for a protein of 472 amino acids.